Messenger RNA from Spodoptera exigua (beet armyworm), 2478 nucleotides. The record is from the annotation of a GenBank genome assembly. Lineage: Eukaryota; Metazoa; Arthropoda; Insecta; Lepidoptera; Noctuidae.
UUUUUGUUUUGACAUAACUCAGCAGUUGAAGAACGAGCUAUGGGUUGAUUGGUUGUUGUUGUUGAGUUUAUCAAUAGAAAUGGUUCAAUUACUUUAUAUUAUCGCCAGCUUACAUGUGUUAUUAUGUCCAUUUACAAAAGUAGAGGAAAGUUUUAAUAUCCAAGCCACACACGACAUUCUUUAUCAUCGACAUAACCUCUCACAGUACGACCAUAAUGAGUUUCCGGGAGUGGUACCGCGCACUUUCAUCGGUCCGCUGGUUAUAUCAGCUCUUUCGGCGCCAGUAGUGUCGUUCUUUCAUUUAACCGGAGUACACAAAUUCUGGAUGCAAUAUGUAGUGCGUUUAAUGUUGGCUGCGUCAGUGAUAGGAGCAUGGACUCGACUGAGGAAUGCUCUGCUGAAGCAGUUUGGGAGCUCUUUUGCUUGGUGGUUCACAUUGAUCACAGUUACUCAAUACCACUUCAUGUUUUACAUGAGCCGGCCACUUCCUAACAUCAUGGUGUUACCCUUAGUACUCCUAGCAUUUGAAGGAUGGGUGUCUGGCAAACAUAAACAAUUUAUUGUUGCUGCUGGAGCCUCCAUAGUGAUAUUCAGAGCAGAGCUUGCCAUGCUGUUUGGACUGUUCCUCAUUAUAGACCUACAUUUCAAAAAGAUUGAUUUUACUACGCUAUUCAAAAUAGUAGUGCCAACUGGAGUAGGCCUAGUGGCUCUAACAGUAAUUGUGGACUCUAUUUUCUGGGGCCGACUGCUCUGGCCUGAAGCUGAAGUCUUCUGGUACAACACAGUGAUGAACAAGAGCUCUGAAUGGGGUACGUCUCCAUUCCUCUGGUACUUCUACUCAGCUCUUCCACGAGGCCUAGGUCCUAGUUUAGUCCUGAUCCCAGUAGGACUUUACUUAGACCGACGACUGAUCCAGUAUGCUGCACCAGCCUUUGUCUACAUCCUCCUAUAUUCCUUCUUACCGCACAAGGAACUCCGGUUUAUCAUCUACGUCUUCCCCUUGCUCAAUAUGGCGUCUGCGGCCGCCUGCUCCUAUGUAUAUGUUAGGAGAACGAAAGCACCGAUAUUCGAGCUGCUGUUUUGGGGCUCAGUGUUUGUGAUACUCGGCAACAUUAUCAUAUCAUUAGCAUUCAUUCUGGUAGCCAUGACUAACUACCCCGGUGGAGUCGCAAUCACUAGAUUCCACAAAAUAAUGAAGGAUGAACCGUUCGUCCACGUACACAUCUGUAACUUAGCUGCUCAAACUGGUGUGACAAGGUUCACGCAAAUUAACGAUAGUUGGAGAUAUAGUAAAAACGAAUCGCUAGCUUUAGAACAACUACAAGACUAUACUCAUCUUCUUGUCGAAGCAAAAAGCAAGUACUCACCUAAUCUUAAAUACUUUGCCCAAACACAUGUAAUCCUAGAUAGCGUAGAAUCGUUCUCCCAAGUAGCAAUGAAUUACAAACUAAUGCCUCCUGUUAGGAUUAAAACAAAACCGGCCAUUUUUAUUUUGGAGCGCAAAGAUUUUCGUGAAUUUCCUCAUGGACACAAUCUUGCGGGUGCUUCUGGUCUUAGCCCUACUCAAAUGCAAAAGGAUGAGGCGGUAUUAAAUAAUGAAGAUGUUGUCGAUGUCGUAAACUAUGAUAAUAUUAAAGAAUUAGGAUCUAAGAAAUCCGAGCCUGAGUCGGAUGUUGAGGUACAGACUGUGGAAGUUGACAUACCGUCAGAAAAUGAAAGUACAACAGAGGACACUAAAUCGGUAGUGGAGGAAGUAACACAGGAGCCUGGCGAUGAUAUCCUUGAGGAAGUAGAAGAACCGAUGCAAGAAGACGUCAAAGAAGAUAAUAAACUUCCUAAAUUACAAAAAGCAAAGAAAGCUUUCGAAGACUUAAAGACGCUUAGACAAGAAAGGAAGAAGAAAGCGAUUGAGAAAAUUAAAACUGAAACACGUAAAGAGGUCGUUGAGUCCGCAAAAGAGAAACUGAAGGAAAUUAUGAAACGCCACAAACAUAUCGCUCAUGAGCUUUCAGAGAAUAUUAUAUCUGAUAUAACUGCUGAAAUAGAAGAGAAGGAUGGCAGAGGAGACAUACCAGAAACUGAAUUUAUACCCGAAGAACCAAAGAUAGAUCUCGUAGAUAAGGAAGAAGAAGAAGAAGAAGACAUUAAAGAACAGAGUGAUGCAGAAAUAAAAGAAGAAUUAAUAGAAAAAGAUAAUAAUACAAAUAAAACUAAUGAGAAUAUAGACACGAUUGUGGAAGAGGUUAUACUAAGAUUAAUAGAUAGAAAAAUUUACGACGACAAGACGAAACCAGAAGACAUAAAGCCUGAAGACAGGCUGAUGAUACAGAAAAUUGUGGAAGAAGUCAUAUCAGAGAAACUGAAUUAUUCAAAUGUUGAUAGUAAUAAUAAUAAAUGAAUGUGUAGAGAUGUAUUUAAAAAAAACAUUGGCCCUGUUUUGUUUCAAUUUGAUCUCGACACAAGUCAUUGUAAAGACAC